AUGGAGAAGUUUUCGAAUUGGAGAGAUAAGGGUACGGGGAUUUCGCCGUUCAUGCCUAUCCCCGAACCAGCGAUGCUGUUUAUGAUCGUACCCAAGGCGAUUGUCUUUUUAAUGAAGAUGCCAAUUUUCGUGCUUGCAUUAGGCGUGUAUUUCUUGUUACCAUUCCCAGUUAUUGGGCGCUUUAUAAUAUUGGUGCUAUUUGGAUUCAGGAAUUACGAAUUGACGGUUGAUGGGGUGAAGAAAUCAAAAACUGACGAAAUUAAUGCUACUAAGCCCACCGUGGGUGAUUUUGUAGUUGUUAACUACCAAUCGCCAAUUGAUGGUUUAAUCUUAGCGGCGUUAUCCAAUGCCAAUUGGAACAAGAUAGCAAUAUUAAUCCCCAACAAGGAAGGCGAAUUAUAUCAAUAUAGUAUUUGGGGACUUAUUAGAUAUACAUUAUCUACCGACAUUGGUGUUCCAACCAGCACCAUCAAAAUCGGCAACUAUUCGAGCUUGAAGGAAAAGCUAGUAUUCUGUUUUAUUGAAGGUACACCAUCUAAUAAUAAGUCUAUAUUGCCAUUUAUGGAUAGCGUUGCUGCCAUUCCAAAGACCGCGUUCAAUUUCAAAACAUUAAUUGUAAAGAUUCAACCAGGUUAUUUAACCACUCCAUUGCCAAUAGUUUCCAAAAGGAGAUAUUUUGUCAGGUUAUUGACAAAUUUGAGUAAAAACAGCUCUAUUAGAGCUAAAAUUUUUAAGCAUGCACCUACUGAAUCAAAAGAUACAUUUGAUUUUAGGUUGCUGAAACAUUGCUUCGAAGUGGGCCAAUUAAACUUGAUAGGCCAAGAUUUGAACAUUAAUCAAAAAAUCACCUUCUACAAUUACUAUAUAGACCAUAAAGUUAAGAAACAAUAA
This is a messenger RNA of Debaryomyces hansenii CBS767, 891 nucleotides long. Its product is annotated as lysophosphatidic acid acyltransferase. The record is from RefSeq and is a predicted model, not a curated record. Lineage: Eukaryota; Fungi; Ascomycota; Pichiomycetes; Serinales; Debaryomycetaceae. The coding region runs from base 1 to 891 and encodes 296 amino acids. The transcript has a single exon.